AUGCGCACCCUCACGCUUCUAGCUAUCCCUUUCCUCACAACUGCCAUUCCGCUCCACCAGCCUAAAACCACUGAAUCCGCACCCCUUCCACUGGUUAUCUGGCAUGGCCUAGGCGACGACUUCCAACGCGAGGGCCUCCUCUCCGUCGCCUCCCUCGCCGAACAAACCAACCCAGGAACCUAUAUCCACAUCAUUCAUCUCUCAGACACCGCCUCCGGCGAUCGCCAAGCCACCUUCCUCGGCAACGUCAGUGAGCAAAUCGACACCGUCUGCGCCCAGCUCGCCUCCGACCGCAUCCUCAGCACGGCCCCGGCAAUCAACGCCCUCGGAUUCUCUCAAGGCGGCCAGUUCCUCCGUGGCUACAUUGAACGCUGCAAUGCGCCGCCAGUCCACAACCUCGUUACUUUCGGCAGCCAGCAUAACGGCAUUGCCGAAUUCCAAGAAUGCGGCUGGGGCGACUGGAUCUGCCGUGGCGCGGAGGCUCUCCUCCGGGCAGGACGUUGGUCGUCCUUCGUGCAGGGUCGGUUCGUCCCCGCACAGUAUUUCCGCGAUCCGACAGAGCUGGACGAGUACCUAGCCAAUAGCAAUUUUCUCGCCGAUGUGAAUAACGAACGCGAGGAGAAGAAUGAGACGUAUCGGGAGAAUUUAGAGCGGUUGAAUACAUUUGCGAUGUAUAUGUUUGAGGAGGAUCAGAUGGUGCACCCGAAGGAGAGUGCGUGGUUUGGGGAGCUGGAUGAGGAGACAGGGGAUGUUGUCGGCGUGAGGGAAAGGGAUAUUUAUAGAGAGGAUUGGAUUGGGUUAAAGAAGCUGGAUGAAGAGGGGAGAUUGGUUUUCAGGUCUGUUCCUGGGAAGCAUAUGCAGUUGAGUGAAGAGAUUUUGGUCAACACCUUUGAGGAGUUUUUUGGGCCGGUGGAGGUUGAUGUUGAUGUUGAUAUUGAGGGUGAGGUGCGGGGGGAAGCUUUGGUUAAGCAAAUCGGGUAUUAA
Messenger RNA from Aspergillus bombycis, 984 nucleotides. RefSeq names its product palmitoyl-protein thioesterase family protein. The record is from RefSeq and is a predicted model, not a curated record. Gene Ontology annotation, cellular component: lysosome. NCBI's taxonomy places the organism in Eukaryota, Fungi, Ascomycota, Eurotiomycetes, Eurotiales, Aspergillaceae. Gene Ontology annotation, molecular function: palmitoyl hydrolase activity; thiolester hydrolase activity. The transcript has a single exon. The coding region runs from base 1 to 984 and encodes 327 amino acids.